Naegleria fowleri is the source of this 447-nucleotide messenger RNA. RefSeq lists its product as uncharacterized. The record is from RefSeq and is a predicted model, not a curated record. Lineage: Eukaryota; Heterolobosea; Eutetramitea; Acrasida; Naegleriidae. The transcript has a single exon. The coding region runs from base 1 to 447 and encodes 148 amino acids.
AUGUUUAAUACAGAACAAGAAGUGACUAAAACUCUCCCGGAAAUCAAGAAAAACAAUACUGUAGCCCAAUGGAAAUUCCAUCAUAUCACUGCCAAAGAGUUGGAUAAAGUUAUUUCUAAGACAAAAAAUUCUAUGGCUGGCUAUGAUAACAUUUCGGUGUCAUUGUUGAAAAUUCUAGACAACAAUUCGCUCCAAAUACUUGCAAAAUGUAUCAAUCACACAAUUGACAGUGAAAUGGUUCCUAAAGAAUUGGGUAUCGGUAUUCUACUCCCAUUACCCAAAAUCAACAUGCCUUCAAAAUUAUCAGACUUUAGACCUAUAGUUGUAUUAUCCGUGAUCUAUCGUCUAUUUUCUUCUAUUAUCAACAAACAAUUCAUGAAUGUCCUUGAAGAGGCUAAUUUAAUCCACACUGCGCAACGAGGAUUCAUGAAAAAGGUUCAACAUUAG